AUGCCGAUCAGACCUAGCUCCUCGAGGCUGCUAAUCGUUCGGCGAGAGAACGAGCCUCCAAGCACAACUCUCUCACCUGUACUCUCCCCCCAAACCUCCCUCCAAGCACAAUUUGUAUAUAUUGAUAGGGAUGGGGAGCUGGGAAAAAAGAGUCGGACGAAGAGAGAGGGGGGGGACGAAGAGAGGGAGAGUGCUCUGGUGGGGAAGGGGCGGGGCACCGCUGUCACGAACACAUUCAGACCACGAGCAUAUGCAAGUUGA
Prunus armeniaca (apricot) is the source of this 261-nucleotide messenger RNA. NCBI's taxonomy places the organism in Eukaryota, Viridiplantae, Streptophyta, Magnoliopsida, Rosales, Rosaceae. The record is from the annotation of a GenBank genome assembly.